AUGGCGACCGUAACCGAGCUGAAGGCUGUCUUAAAAGACACCUUGGAAAAAAAAGGCGUGUUAGGGCAUUUAAAAGCAAGAAUCCGAGCUGAAGUUUUUAAUGCCCUAGAUGAUGACCGUGAACCUCGACCACCAUUGUCCCAUGAAAACCUUCUAAUUAAUGAAUUAAUUCGGGAGUAUUUGGAAUUCAACAAAUACAAGUAUACAUCUUCUGUCCUUGUAGCAGAAUCUGGUCAACCUGCCGUGCCAUUGGACAGACAAUUCCUCAUCCGUGAACUGAACUCAUUGGAAGAACCAAAGGAUAAUACAAUACCACUGUUAUAUGGGAUUUUAGCGCAUUUCUUACAUGGAUCUAAGGAUGGCAUCCAGAAUGCGUUUCGGAAUGGGUCUUCACUUCAGCUUCCAAGCCCAAAUUUUAGCAGACAGCAAAGUAGAAGAAAGAAAAUGGCAGGCAGGGGUGUGUGUGUGAAGGGUUCCCUCCCCCGCACCCCGCUGCCUGCGAGGCCGCUCGGCACCAUAUUUAGUCAGGGGGAGCGGGCAGCCCGAGGCUGGUAUGCGGCGCUGGGAAUUCCUGCUGGAAGGAGCCCGCGCCUGCCCUUUUUGGGAUGUCUCCCGCCCAGCGCCCCUCAUCCGCCGCGCCCGGACCGGGAAGAUCGGAGCCUGAGCCGGGCGGGAGCUGAGCGCUGGGACCGCCGGCGACCCGGCCUGGCGCGCGGCCAGCCCACCGCCACGACUGCCUUUUAA
Messenger RNA from Chrysochloris asiatica (Cape golden mole), 744 nucleotides. RefSeq names its product FGFR1OP N-terminal like (gene CEP20). NCBI's taxonomy places the organism in Eukaryota, Metazoa, Chordata, Mammalia, Afrosoricida, Chrysochloridae. Gene Ontology annotation, biological process: microtubule anchoring; cilium assembly. The coding region runs from base 1 to 744 and encodes 247 amino acids. Gene Ontology annotation, molecular function: protein binding. Gene Ontology annotation, cellular component: centrosome; ciliary basal body; motile cilium. The transcript has 5 exons. The record is from RefSeq and is a predicted model, not a curated record.